UUAAUUUGUGUUAUCCAUAGGUGAAUAGGCGAUAAACUAUAAUAAUAAUAUUAUAUAAUAACAUAUUGUAUAAGUAAUAUAAGCCUAUGGAAAUGGCGCAGGCGACAGAUUACGGACAUCGAGAUUUUAUAUUUCACAACAAUAUACAUUAUAUCUAUUCUGUAGUAGUGAGUACAACUGAGUAGUCUAUGGUUUUAUGUUUUAUCAUUUAUCACGACCUCGCGUUAACCGUUGUUAGUUUUCCGUCGCACUCAAUAAUUUAUUUUAGGCUUUAAAUUAGUUUAGAAUGCACGAGUCCAGAAAUAUUGUGUAGUCCAGAGAUACUGUGUCCAAAAACUAAUUUCUGUCAAAAAUGGACAAAAUGGACGAAAAAAAAAGUUCUCAAACUAAAAGGAACAUAGUAAAACCAACAGAUAAUAAAAAGAAGGAUGUAAAGAAGAACCAAGUUAAAGAUAAGAAACAAGGAAAAAAAGAUAGACCGAGUGACGAUGAAGAUAACACAAAUCAAGGCGGUGAUCAAUCUUUUUGUGAAGAUCAAAAGGAUUCUAAAAAAAUUAUUUGUGAAAAAGAUUUGAAAUCAUUGAACAAUGAUGAUGAAGAAGGAUGGUGUGUACAAAGAAAUAACAAAAAAAAAACUAGUCACCAAAGUUUGAGUGAAGAACAAAAAUGUCAUAAAAAUGUUCCAGAGAAGAGCAAAUUGUCUGAUUCCAAACAGAAUAAAACACAUGAUAAUAACAACAUUGAUUCACAUGAGGAUAAACAAAAAUCAGUAACUAAAAUGAGAAAAAGACGGAAGGAUAAAAAAAAAAUAAGUCAAGAGCAAAACGAUAUUUCUGACAUGGAUUUGACCAUAGAUGAUAAAUUUAAUCAGACAAAAGUACAUGAUGGAAACAACAUUAAUGUGCAUGAAGAAAAUACACUACAUUUAUCAAAUGAUGAUUCAGCAGGACGGAGGGAUAAAAAAAAAAAAAAAAAUAGUCAAAAGCAUAACGAUAUUUCUAACAUAGAUUCAUCCAUUAAUGAUACAUUUAAUGAGAUAAAAGUACAUGAUGGAAACAACAUUAAUGUGCAUGAAGAAAAUACACUACAUUUAUCUGUAAAUAAUGAUUCAAAAGGAUGGAUGGAUGAAAAAAAAAACAAAAAAACAAGCUGUCAAAGUUUGAGUAAAGAACAAAAAAGUCAUAAAAAUGUUCAAAAGCAAAACAAAUGGUCUGAGAAAGAUUCCAUUCAUGACAAUAUGAAACAAGCACAUGAUAGAAAAAAAAUUGAUUGGCCUAAGAAUACACGCAAAUCAGAGGAAGUAGAAAGACCGAGGGAUAAAUACAAAAAUAACAAUGGUCAAAAGCAAAGCAGAUUUUCUGAUGCAUGUGUUUUAGAGGAAAUAGAUGAAGACAUUUUCAAAUUAUCAAAGGAAUAUUCUCUUGCUCAUUGUGUUGCUGAAGACUUACGAAUGGGUGCGGGCAUAGCUGUUGAUUUCAAAAAUAUCUUUGGUGGUGUUGGUAAACUAGUUGAUCAGAAAUUAAAAAUAGGAGAUGUUGGUAUAGUUAAGCGCCACGAUCAAUAUGCAUUUUAUUUGGUAACAAAAAAAACUAGUAAUGGUAAACCUACAAUGAUUACAAUGGAAAAAGCUCUCCAUUCACUUUUAAACAAGAUGAAAGAAAACAAUUUAACAAAAUUAGGAAUACCAACAAUUGGUUGUGGAUUGGAUAGACUUGAUUGGUCUGAUACAAAAUCGCUCAUAAAUAAAAUAUUUUCUGGAUCUGGUAUUCACAUAACAGUAUGUGUACCUUCAAAAUUAUUAGAUUCGAAAAAAACGCCGAGAUUAACAGUUUACAUUACACCAAAACAUUUAUGGGAGAUGGAAACCGAAACUAUUAUUAUUUUAUUUAUUGACAUAGAAAAAACAUGCAACAAGAAUUGGACAGAUCAUAUAAUGGAUAAAGUUGACGCCAAAUACCCAUUCAAAGAAAAUUUAUUAAAAGAUAUCAGAAAUAAGAAGCCUGACCCUGGUGACAUAAAAAACUACAAUGUUAAGAACGAAGUUAUAAUUUGUAUAUUUACCACUGAAAAUACAUAUUACGGUUCUCUAGAAAAUGGAUUUAAGACCAUAGAUCAUAACUUCAAAGGAUAUAAGUAUUUGGCUAUUCAAAGUGACCCUAUUGAUUACCCUAGCGACAACUUUCAACGUAUAUCAUGGAUAGUAUUAAUAUCUCGUUCGGUUAUUCACUCUUCUGAAUUAUGGUUAUGUGGUGAUGUCAAACAAAAUAAUUACAAGGUGUAUUAUGAUGAAUAUUGUAAAAAUGUACUCUCUAUGAAUAAUUCAUUUCAAUAUAAUUCUCCAAUUCAAAAAUACAACAGAUAUAAUGAUGAUCGUCGUAGUAAUUUUAAUACAAAAGAAACAAGUAAUCAACGAUGAGGGUGUCAAAAUAGUUUCUAUAUAAACAGAUGCAUAAAUCCAUACGGUCACCUGAAUAAUAAAACUACUAGGACAUAUUGAACAUGUGAUACUUGUAUAAUCUGUUAAAAUAAAUAUGUCAUUAUUUCCAAUUAGUCAACAUAAUCUUUUACUUGAAGUAGUUAUUUAUAUUUAAUGUUUCAAAUGUUUUAUAAUCCUACUGUAAAAAAUUUAUUUUGUAAUGUAUUAAAUACAAUAAUUAUAAUAUGUUUUGUACUUGAAUAUCUAUUGAAAGUUACAUUAUAUAAUAAAAUACAUUAUGUUUAUUAAUAAAUGUUCUUAUUUAAUA
This is a messenger RNA of Metopolophium dirhodum (rose-grain aphid), 2744 nucleotides long. RefSeq lists its product as uncharacterized. Gene Ontology annotation, biological process: peptidyl-glutamate ADP-deribosylation. The coding region runs from base 353 to 2416 and encodes 687 amino acids. NCBI's taxonomy places the organism in Eukaryota, Metazoa, Arthropoda, Insecta, Hemiptera, Aphididae. The transcript has 13 exons. The record is from RefSeq and is a predicted model, not a curated record.